GAUUUUUUUGAGCCCACCUCAUCCAUUCACAAGGGACAUUUUCUUUGAAGAAAGGAAGAAAAGUACCUAGUGAGAGACUACUAGUAUCCUUCAUCUCUGACUCGGUUCAAGAACAACGAUUAUCGUCAUGGCGAAGACGCUAGAAAAGACACGGAAGCAGAUUGCGAAGAAAAGAAACGGCACGGUAGCAGCGCUUCAUGAAAAGAGCCGGGACUCCAGACGGCUUCACCGAGCUCAAGUGCGAGAUGACCGCUUAGAAAGAAUUGCUGAAUCGAGGCGGAAAAAGGAUCAACCUCUUCUCGCCCGCGUCUCCUUUUUCCAAGAAUUUGUGCGCGAGCAUGGCAACAAACCAGUUGGUCUGGAGCUAGUCCAGUCAAAGAUCAAUGAAUUCGUGCACCAAUACGACGAGGAAUAUGAAGAGGUCAAGAAGGCGCGCCGCCCAGGGCGGCCACCAAGUUCUAAAGAGGACCUCCUAAAAAUGAAGAUAUCUGCGCUAGAGAAGGAGCAACGAGAUGGCUUUUACAUACCAGAUCUCACCUCAGAAGAUAAUAUCCAGCUGCUGGGCCGAUGGGAAGGGUCCUGGUCGUAUCUCACCAAUCUUUCCUGGGUCAAAAUCUCCUCGAAAGGGAACGUCAAGCCCUCCAGUUUCCCUCCCCAAGGUCUCUAGUUCUACCGGGCCCUGAGCAGAGGAUACCGGUACACACAGCCGCACUGACCAACGGUUGUGUCUUGCAUAUCGGGUAGGAGUCUGCCAGCAAACUGGCCAAAG
Molecule: messenger RNA, 769 nt
Organism: Canariomyces notabilis
Lineage: Eukaryota; Fungi; Ascomycota; Sordariomycetes; Sordariales; Chaetomiaceae
Exons: 4
Coding region: 128-667 (179 amino acids)
Cellular component (GO): nucleus
Source: RefSeq, a predicted model, not a curated record